ACUCAAUCCUGCAUCAGAAAAAUCAUCAAGAAACGUACGUAAAUUAUCCACUUCGGCUUCCUCCAAUGUCAAGAGAUCAGAUAGCCAGGGAAGUCUCGAGUUCCUCCAAUCUCCUGUCUCACACAUGGGUCAGCGAAAAUGGCGGUUCGAGCGGAUCUUGCGCCGAGAAGAAGCUGAAACUGUUUGGGUUCGAGCUGAAUCCACCCAAGAACGACCCGAGAUGCUCGAAACUGGAGUCCCCCGAAGGCGAUGAAAGUGUCAACUCAUCGAACAUGGUCAAGGAGAAGAGCUCAGCCAGAACGGCAAGCGAUCAUCAUCAUCGGGCAGAUGAUGAUAGCCACGGCAAGAAGUUCGAGUGCCAGUAUUGUUUCAAGGAAUUCGCAAACUCGCAGGCGCUGGGGGGUCACCAGAACGCCCACAAGAAGGAGAGGUUGAAGAAGAAGAGGCUUCAGAUUCAGGCCAGGAAAGCCACCCUCCACCAAUACCUCCACCCUCUCCAAAACAACCUCCAUCUCUUCAAUUUCCAAGGCUCAACCAGCGCUAGUAGCACUGGCCCUUGGUUCUUCUACGACCCCUGUAACAACAGCUCCGACCAUCAGUUCACUCUCUAUGACGAAUCUCAGAUCAGCUUCAGCCCAGCUCUUGACCAAGAUGCUCGCUUUAGUGGGUUCGACUCUGAUGAUCAUCAUCAGGUGCUGAAGUAUUACCCUCCCAACAAUUCUUUCCAACAGGACUCGUGUAUGUUCGCUCUGACCCGUGAGAGAUCCGAAGGAAGCAACCACCUGCCCGUGGAUACAGCGGCGUCGGCAGGUUCGAAGCAGAUCAGCUGUAAAUCCUUGGAUCUUCAGCUAGGUCUUAGUCUCCAAUCGAACAUACCAGGUUGACCAUAGGGUCCUCUAGAAGUAGGGGUUUACAAAUGACAGAUGAAUAGUGAAUUGUGUAAGCUUAGAAAUCAUUGGGAAAAUG
Messenger RNA from Rhodamnia argentea, 966 nucleotides. RefSeq names its product zinc finger protein 3-like. Gene Ontology annotation, molecular function: transcription cis-regulatory region binding; DNA-binding transcription factor activity. The record is from RefSeq and is a predicted model, not a curated record. Gene Ontology annotation, biological process: trichome differentiation; trichome morphogenesis; cytokinin-activated signaling pathway. Bases 66 to 884 code for a protein of 272 amino acids. Gene Ontology annotation, cellular component: nucleus. The transcript has a single exon. Lineage: Eukaryota; Viridiplantae; Streptophyta; Magnoliopsida; Myrtales; Myrtaceae.